Corticium candelabrum is the source of this 1919-nucleotide messenger RNA. Its product is annotated as apoptotic chromatin condensation inducer in the nucleus-like. Gene Ontology annotation, cellular component: precatalytic spliceosome; ASAP complex. Lineage: Eukaryota; Metazoa; Porifera; Homoscleromorpha; Homosclerophorida; Plakinidae. Gene Ontology annotation, biological process: RNA splicing. The transcript is spliced from 9 exons. The record is from RefSeq and is a predicted model, not a curated record. The coding region runs from base 2 to 1780 and encodes 592 amino acids. Gene Ontology annotation, molecular function: RNA binding.
CAUGGCGGACGUCGACGCGGUGUUACUUCAUGGAAAACCGCUGGAAUCAUGUAAAGUCCGCGACCUCAAAGACGAACUGAAACGAAGAGGAUUAUCGUGCACCGGGGCAAAAGCGACCUUACGCGACCGUCUCAAAGAAGUCUUGAGCAGGGAGGUGGAUGGGAACGAAAUAGUUAGUAGUACUGUUAGUCUAGCUGCUGAGGCCGGCGAGGAGAAGACGGUAGACGGCGAUGAUCACGUGGACACAGGACAGCACGAGGUACCACAAGACACCAAGCAAACAGACCAAAUUAGAACGACUGGAAUUGGUAACGGGACAGAACAAACAGAUGAGAUAGACAAGAAGGGCGUGUCUUGCAGUUCUGUUGUGGAGAAGGAGGAGGAGAAGGAGGAGAGAGAGGUCAAUCAGUCAGACAGUGUUGGAGAUCAUGCUGAAGAGAUGGAUAAUUCGGGAGAGGAAGGGAAAGCUCGACUGUCUGUUCCGGAUCAAAGAAUUAAGGGUCCCAGAUCUCCAGGUGCCGAUGCUAGUGAGAUUGCUAUGGAAACCAUGAUUGUGCAACCUGGAGCACGUAAACGUCGUUUGGUUAUACACAAAAGCUCGAAACGAGAUACAGAUCAUACGGUGGAAAUGCCUAAGAAAAAGCGAGCCUGGGGUGUCUCUAAUACUGACAAACCUCAGGUAGCAUCUGUACAGAUUAGCACCGACUCGCUAAAGGAGAUUAUACCCGAUGAUGUGGCGAGUGCUGUGGAGAAGGUAGCUGAUGGCGAAGAGAGUGACACCAGUAAUGACGCCGAAGACAACGAUAACAGACGAUCUAGAGAAGGGGCCGGUGCCAGACGGUCACUAUCUCAAGGAGACGUGGAUGUUUCAGAAAGACCGUCACGACAGAAGAUUAGUCUAAGACAGCAAAGACUAUCAGGAUCAGCUCCUGGGGCAGCUAGGAUAGCUGCACGAGGGAUAACAGAGGCAAUUGCAAGCACCCAAGAUGUGAAUCGUACCCGCCGCACUCCCUCACCAGCCCGAAACCCUCUAUCUUGUAUUCUGCACGUAACCAAUCUUGUUCGACCGUUUUCGUUACCUCAAAUUAAGGAGUUCCUCACUCAAAAGGGUCAACUAGAAAACGAUGGCUUUUGGAUCGACAAGAUCAAGUCACAUUGCUACGCUAUGUAUACUAACCAGGAGGAAGCUCAGGCUAUGAGAGAGGUCAUGCACGGAUUGAAAUGGCCGAUCACGAGCCCCAAGUUUUUAUCAGUUGAUUUUGCCACGAGGGAAGAAUUAAAUCGAGCAAUGGGUAUUGCAGACACUCCAACCGUCCCACCGCCAGUAACAAUAACAGAGGAAUCGAGCAAAGAUACAAAAGGUGGCCUUGCAGAGACUAGCCCUGUUGUGCCCAACAUGACAGACACUCAACGCCAAGUGGUGGAAGAGACAGAAGCUCCCAGACCGGACAGCGCAUCAGCAGCCAAAUUACUCGACAAUUUGUUCAGAAAGACAAAAACUCAACCGGCCAUCUACUGGAUUCCUCUAACCGACGAACAGGUUUUAUUGCGAAACAAGAAGCGUAAAGAAGAGGAAGCGCGGGUACAGCGGCUACGAGAGGAGCGGCAACGAGAGCGCGAAAAGGAGCGAGAAAACGAGCGCGUAGAGCAGCAAAGCAGACGAAACAGAAACCGCGAGGGCGACAGAGACCGUCGGGAUCAUCAAACCCGUAGCGGGACCUUUGACAGAGACAGACGUCGGUCUAGGUCGCGUAGUAAUGACAGAAGCCGUCGGCGAUAGGCACAAAACGCAACAUGAACAAAUGGUGGAUGUGGAUAACAAUGGAUGAUAACUUCUAGGGGCUGUGCAUCUAAUAGCUUGAUUCUCUCAACAAGGUUGCUUUUAGUUCAUCUGUAUUAUGUAAUCGGUAACACCGUCA